AUGGCUGCCCCUCAACUACGCAGUCGGAGGUGGACGAGGGCUUCCUACCUCAUAUCUACCGAUAGCGAUCUUAUCCCGAUUCCAGUUCUCAGCUCGUUUUUCGCGUCGAAGGGCUUCUACUGGGCCAAUCCUCUUCCCGAGCCCGUCAUGCGACAAACAUUACAAAAUUCGUUAUGUUUUGCGCUGUACGAUAUCAAUUCCAACUCAGUGGAGGCCGCUGAAAACAUUCUCCGACAAAGAGCAGCAGUCAACUCCGAAGACGACCCAGACGACACCACUUGCAACUUGGGGAGCGAAUGCCAGCCAACACUCAUCGGGUUUGGCCGCAUCAUUACGGAUUUCGUGACUUUUGCAUUCUUGACCGAUGUUUGGAUUGAGCUCUCCACACAGGGACAGGGGCUAGGCUCAUGGCUGAUUGGCUGCGUACAAGAGGUUAUUGAAUCGAUGCCACACCUACGCAGAAGUAUGCUCCUUACAAGUAGUUGGGAAAAGUCUGUGCCAUUUUAUCAGAACUUGAUGCACAUGGAGUUGAUGAACGAACCCGAUGGAAAGAGACCAGCAGUUAUGGAAAUGAAAUGGAAGGGGCUAGUUGAUGGAUGGCAAGGCAUCUAA
Messenger RNA from Colletotrichum aenigma, 612 nucleotides. RefSeq lists its product as uncharacterized. The record is from RefSeq and is a predicted model, not a curated record. Lineage: Eukaryota; Fungi; Ascomycota; Sordariomycetes; Glomerellales; Glomerellaceae. Bases 1 to 612 code for a protein of 203 amino acids. The transcript has a single exon. Gene Ontology annotation, molecular function: acyltransferase activity, transferring groups other than amino-acyl groups.